GUUGGCAGCAUGUCAUGCUAUCAGACUGACAAGUGACAAGUUUCAGUUGUGUAAUAUAAUUGUCAAUUGUCAUUUGCCACUGUCAUCUGUCUAUUUGACCUUUUCCAUUUUUUCAGCUCGCUAAGGGCAAAAUGGUUCAACGAUUAGUCUUCAGACGACGAUUGUCGUAUAAUACAAAAUCCAACAGGAGACGCAUUGUUCGAACUCCUGGUGGUAAGCUAGUCUACCAAUAUUUGAAAAAACCCAAGAAGAUCCCAAGAUGUGGUCAGUGCAAUGACAAGCUUAGGGGUAUCUUGCCAGCUAGGCCACAAGAACGUUCCCGCCUAUGCAGGAGGAAGAAGACUGUAAAGAGAGCAUAUGGUGGAGUUCUAUGUCACAAGUGUGUCAAAGAAAAGAUCGUCAGAGCUUUCCUCAUUGAAGAACAAAAAAUUGUUGUUAAAGUUCUUAAAGCCCAACAAGCUGUAAUUAAGGGAAAGAAAUAGAUGGUAAUAUAUGCUUGACUUUUUA
Molecule: messenger RNA, 507 nt
Organism: Phaedon cochleariae (mustard beetle)
Lineage: Eukaryota; Metazoa; Arthropoda; Insecta; Coleoptera; Chrysomelidae
Source: the annotation of a GenBank genome assembly